UGGUCUCCGGAGGCGACGGAACUGGUUCACAAUUGGGAACAAGACGGAGGACAGAAGCACGAUGCGUGGCUUGUUGUCAGGAACAGCAGAUUGGUGAAGAAUUUGGAUCGAAGAACGGGGCCACGCCCACAAUGCCUUGCGAUUCGUGAGAGGUUGGAGAGAAAGGAGAUACAGGACUGAGAAUAGCGGAAGUGCGGGGUGGUGAGGGGAGCUCGGUGAUAUGGAGAGUUCUUUCAGAACGCGAGUGGAUCGGACGUUCGGAGGGUUGUUGGGAUUGAAUCAAACGAUUGUUGAGAGUGAAUCUGUCUCCUCAAGAGUCAAUUUACCUGCGAAUGGUAAUGCCCCCGACGUCUGGUUUGUCAGUGAGCGAGCCAUCUCCACGGCAAGGUUCGCAAGGACUGGGGAUGAUGACGACGGAGUUGAAAGAGAUGACAACGCUGCUGCGGACUACCGAAGGUUUGUUAGGUUGGAGCGGCGUGGUCGGAGGAGGAGGCGGGAUGAUCUCACAGCUGAUGAACCCGAAGAUGAGGACAGUGAGGAGGAGCGUAGAGAGCGGAAGCGCGCAAGAGAGAUAGAAUUCGAAGGAGAUAUUGUCAUAGACAGAAGUGAAGAGGACGAUGACGAAGAAAUACAAGAGAUGAGGAGGAUGAUCGGUAGGGAUUGUACUCUCGACUUUGAGGAGGAGGAAGAUGAGUAUGACAAAGUUGCCGUGGGUAGAGAAGGAGCUGGUGAGAGGAUGUACAUGAGGGAAGUUACGGGGUCUUGCCUUGAAAUCUGCCAUCUUCCUCCGGGACACAGUGGGGCUUUAGGAACUUUCCGAAGAGAUGCUAGGGCUAAUCAUGCAGCGGCAGCAGCUCGUCUUAGGGAAGACAUGGAAGGCGAAGCCAUGGCUGGGACAACUGGCAAGGAGAGAGUUCCUACAGCUUCUCCGGCGAGAUUGCCAAGCGUUUCAUCCUCAAUUUCAUGUUUAAAGCGACAUCUAGGCGAUGAAGGGUUUGCUAAAGACGGUGCAGAUGAGAUAGUAGGGAAGAAUGAAAAGCCUAGUGAAGCAUCUUCUACAGUCAAAGAAGAAUCGGGAAACGACUGCGGGAUAGCGGAAGCCUGUGAUGUUGGCAAAAGUUUUGGUCCCGGAAAUAAAAAAGCAACUGAAAGUUGCAACUCCAACAAGGAUAUUAGAGAAUCAUGUCUCAAAACUGAAGAGCGCAUUCAUACGAUGAGGAAGGAGAAGAAGGCUAGGACUGUGAGAUUCGCCGUUGCCGACGAUCCUUUGGAGGAGGACAGAGGAAGAGAAGCAGAGGUAUCCAUGAACGGAUACCAGAUGGGGACUCCAGAGGCCCAGACGAACACAAAUAGGUUCGGAGGAACUGUACACUCCUUCCAGAACGCUUCAAAAGUUCCUGAUUAUGUUCGAAAUCCUUCUAAGUACACCCAUUACACUUUAGAAUGGUCGGAUGAUGAGGAGGACGUCAAGGAAAAUCUUUCAGCAUUUCAGUCCUUUAAGGAACUGACGCAGGAAAAGGAGAAGCUCGACGGAGCGAUGGAACCGUUGCACUCAAUUACUUUCAUACCAAAAUUCAAUGGAACUUUGAAAGUAGGUGAAAGUGGACAAGAGAAAUGUAAGAAGGACUCUGUUUCUGUACAGGCUCCGUCAUUGGUCAGUUUUGUGGAACCGGUGGUGGAGGAUGACUUGAACUGCAAGACAAACGAAGACUUGUCUCUUCCGAUCCGGUCGAGUGAGGGCAAGACUGCACGAGUCUUUCGGAAGAGGACCAGAACAAUUACUGAAGACGAUUCUGAGAAAGAAACUACGGAUCCCUCGUAGCGGUUGACGUUUGUGCAGGUUGUUUGGGUGUGCAUGAAACUUGUAAUGAGAGGAGUGGUAUCAUUCUUCUUCAGCGACUUAUCAACAGAGAUGUUAGCUCUCCGUUUCCAUUGGUGUCCGGCCUGGUCUUUCCUUGCUUGCAGCUCUGUGUCGCUGUCGAUGGUUUUUUCAUGGGGUUUUUUUUGUCACAUGCUCUCUUAUCUAUUAUUGUACAAGUCCUCGUAAGUACUUCACAAGUCGAGCGACCUUAGAUUCUCAACGCAAGAGAAAUAGAGUAGGGAGAAAUCAUUGACAAUAAUGGGAACAUCCGGAGGGAAAGAAAUCAUAUAGGGAACCACUAAGAGCUGCCAAGGUCGUCACGUUACAGGGGUACUGUGGAAGCAUGAAAAGAAAUCCAAGCAAGGGAAGCCUGCGAUAUACCCACACUAUAUUGUGCUUAAUACGCUACCACAGAACGAGCCUGAGUCAAGACGCAGAACGAACGCAGAUGGCAGACAAGCUUGGUAACUUGGACCCUGAUAAUUUCGAGAGCUCGGAACAGAAUCAUGAAACUACCAAACUUUUCACUCAAAAGAAGGUUCUGAAUUGAGGGUAGACUGAGAGAAUCCACUCUUCUGGCGCUUGACAGAAGACUUGAAGACUUCUCUCAACGAAACCAGAUGGAGUAUACUCACGUGGUAGUCUUCACGUCACUCAAAAGGUUGGCAUCUUUGUAAUUACGUACACUCAACGCAAAUAAAAAAUUCCGGACCCAUC
Messenger RNA from Marchantia polymorpha subsp. ruderalis, 2578 nucleotides. Lineage: Eukaryota; Viridiplantae; Streptophyta; Marchantiopsida; Marchantiales; Marchantiaceae. The record is from the annotation of a GenBank genome assembly.